Messenger RNA from Lodderomyces orthopsilosis Co 90-125, 2283 nucleotides. Its product is annotated as DNA ligase (ATP). Gene Ontology annotation, molecular function: DNA binding; ATP binding; DNA ligase (ATP) activity. NCBI's taxonomy places the organism in Eukaryota, Fungi, Ascomycota, Pichiomycetes, Serinales, Debaryomycetaceae. Gene Ontology annotation, cellular component: mitochondrion; nucleus. The transcript has a single exon. The coding region runs from base 1 to 2283 and encodes 760 amino acids. Gene Ontology annotation, biological process: DNA biosynthetic process; Okazaki fragment processing involved in mitotic DNA replication; lagging strand elongation. The record is from RefSeq and is a predicted model, not a curated record.
AUGAACUAUUUAAGAGAAGGCAGGGUUAAUUUAAUAUCAACGUUAAUCAAGAGGGGAAAUUAUCAAUAUAGAAUCAUGGCACAACAACAAUCGAUUGCACGUUUCUUUGGUGGAACUGCUUCUUUAGAUGCUAAGAGAAAGAAAACAUCGAGUCCACCAUCUACACAAAAGGAAUCCACUACAACACCAAAGAACUUAAAAAGUUCUGAUCCGAUUACAUCGCCUGAUUCAUCGCCAAAAUUGAAGAAACAAAAGUUGAACGGUGAAGAGAACAAGGAUGAUGCUGACAGCAAAAGUGAGUCGAAUUCUGAUUCUGAAUUAAACAACAAGCACGCUUCAGAGACAGAGGCAAAGAAACUAAUUGAACUAAGUGAAUUUCAGCAAAAACAGAACAAACAAGACAGGCACACAUUAUCAUCACUGAAAAUUCCUUAUUCAUCAUUAACUGAUAUAAUGGAAAAGAUUGAGUCGGAAUCAUCACGAUUGAAAAUCACGGCAAUUAUAUCACAAUACUUUCUCGAAAUUCUCCAAUCACAAAAUGAGGUGUCAAAAUUAGUCAAAAUUGUUUAUUUAUUCAUCAAUAGAUUAGGUCCUGAUUACGAACCUGAUUUGGAACUUGGCUUAGGUGAAACAUUAUUGGUGAAAGCUAUAAGUGAAGGAUACGGACGUACACCCGCUAAAAUCAGACAAGAUUUAAAAGAGUAUGGAGAUUUAGGAAUUGUUGCUCAGAAAUCACGGAGUGGACAACGAACAAUGUUUAAACCAACUAGUCUAGAUGUUGAUACAGUAUUUGAUAAUUUGACAAAGAUUGCCAAAUCCACGGGAAAAGACUCCCAAUCAAAGAAAAUUGGAAUUAUUAAUAAAAUGUUAACUGCUUGUGAUGUUAAACAUAGUGAAGCGAAAUUUCUAAUACGUUCAUUGGAGAACAAAUUAAGAAUUGGAUUAGCUGGGCCCACGAUACUAGUUGGAUUAGCCCAAGCAUUUGUAAAUUAUGAAAAUCUGAAGCAAGAGAAACCAAAGAGGGUGAGUCCCGAGAAGUUAGCUGAAGCUGAGGAUAUCGUCAAGGAAGCAUACACAAGAAUUCCCAAUUAUCAAAUCUUGAUUGAAAAUGCAUACAAAUAUGGUGUAUUCAACUUGUUGGACCAUUGCAAAUUGACACCUGGUAUUCCCUUGAAACCAAUGUUGGCCAAACCCACUAAAUCAAUGAGUGAAGUAUUGGAUCGUUUCCAAGAUGAAAAAUUCACUUGUGAAUAUAAAUAUGAUGGAGAACGAGCUCAAAUUCAUUUGUUGCCUAAUGGCGAUGUACGUAUUUACUCGAGAAAUUCAGAGGAUAUGUCACAACGGUAUCCCGAUUUGAUUUCUAUUAUAAGAGAAUUUAGUAAAGCUCAAGAACACACUUCAUUGAUUUUGGAUUGCGAGGCUGUUGCAUGGGAUAGAAUCAACAAGAAAAUUUUACCAUUUCAAGUACUUUCGACGAGGAAAAGAAAAGAUGUUAACGAGCUAGACAUCACUGUCCACAUUUGCCUUUUUGCGUUUGAUUUGCUUUACUACAAUAAUGAAUCUUUGUUAACUAAGUCGUUACUGGAAAGAAGAUCAAUCAUGUUUACUCAUCUUCAUCCCUUAGAAGGCAAAUUUCAAUUUGCCACAUCAAAGGAUUCAACUUCAUUAGAAGUCCUUCAACAAUUCCUUGAUCAAAGUGUCCAUGAUUCAUGUGAAGGUCUAAUGGUGAAGAUGCUUGAAGGUUCCGAAUCGUACUACGAGCCAUCGAAGAGAUCACGUAAUUGGUUGAAAUUGAAAAAGGAUUAUUUAGCUGGAGUGGGCGAUUCAUUGGAUCUUGUUGUCAUUGGUGCAUAUAAUGGAAAGGGGAAACGUACAGGAACUUAUGGUGGGUUCUUACUUGCUACAUAUAAUCAAGAUACUGGAGAUUUAGAAACUACAUGUAAGAUCGGUACUGGGUUCAGUGAUGAAAUGUUGACACAAUUGUAUCAGAAAUUGCACCCACUGGAGAUCCCUAGACCAAAGGAGUAUUUUGUAUAUGACAAGACAAACUCCAAUGCAGUGCCUGAUGUGUGGUUUGAGCCAACAAUGUUGUUUGAGGUAUUGACGGCCGAUUUAUCCUUGAGUCCGAUAUACAAAGCAGCUCAUAAUGAAUAUGGAAAGGGAAUCAGUUUGAGGUUCCCUCGGUUCUUACGAAUUAGAGAUGAUAAAGCGAUUGAAGAUGCUACCAGUUCAACCGACGUUGCUGAGUUCUACGAACGUCAAGCACAUGUACAAAAUAUUUAA